UUUUCCGCAUUCUCUCUUUUUUUUUUUUCUCCCCUGUUGAUGUUUGUGCUUCUCCCUUUGUGCCUGCAGCUUCACGGCCGGGGCUGACAGCAGGUCGGCUGUUGUCUGACCAGGCACAUACAUGACACAGCCUCAAGCAAGAACUUACACCGGAGGGGCUCAGGUUGACCGUUGAGCUGUGGAGUUUGUCUCAGGAGGAACAGAAGGAACUCGGAUUUGAGUGCCGAAGCCAAAGCCGUGGACCAAAAGAGGACGAGGAAGAUCCGUAUGAAGUAGAGCAUGGCCGUGUUCAAGCCUGAAAAUGUGGAGGAUCUGUAUGAGAUCGAGGAAGUCCUUGGAAGUGGUCAUUUUGGUCAAGUUCGAAAGGUCCGUGAAAAGACAUCGGGGACUUGUUGGGCGGGAAAGUUCUUAAAGAUCCGAAAAUCGGCCUGCAGCCGCCUGGGCCUGGAGCGGAGCAGCGUGGAGCGAGAGGUGGAGAUCCUGCAGGCUCUGAAACAUCCGAACAUCGUCAACCUGAAGGACGUGUUCGAGAGCCGCUCAGAGGUGGUGCUCAUCCUGGAGUUUGUUAGUGGAGGAGAGUUAUUUGACUUCAUUGCUCAGAAGGAGAACCUGUUGGAGAGCGAAGCCAUUCAGUUUAUAAAGCAGAUCCUGGAGGGACUGAGGUUCAUGCACAGCAACAACAUCGCACAUUUCGACCUAAAGCCAGAAAACAUCAUGCUGUCAGACAAAGUGUCUCCACGCCCCAUCAUCAAACUUAUCGACUUCGGCCUGGCAUACCACUUCAGUCCAGGGGAGGAGUACAGGAGCACAAGUGGUACUCCCCAAUACAUUGCCCCUGAGGUGAUAAACUGUGAACCUCUCAGCACAGCGACAGAUAUGUGGAGCAUUGGAGUCAUUACCUACAUACUAUUGAGUGGUUUGUCACCAUUCCAAGGUGACACUGACGAAGAGACUCUGAAGAAUAUUCUUGCCUUAAAGUAUGAGUUUGAUAAACACUACUUCAGCACAACCAGCGCCAUGGCCAAAGAUUUCAUACUGAAGCUUUUGGUGAACAAUUCCAAUGAGAGAAUGACGGCUGAGGAGUGUCUGCUUCAUCCAUGGAUAAAGCCCAUCACGCGCACACAAGCAGUCAGCCGGCAUCGAUCCUCAAUCAAUAUAAGGAGCUUCAAGAAGUUUAACGCGAAAAGGAAAUGGAAGAUGUCCUACAACAUGGUGCGGAUGUGUAACCAGCUGGUCAGUUUGAGACUGCACUGUAAGAGCAGCUCCAAACAAGAUCCUUUAGAGAGAGAGUGUGAAAGUGACGUAGAAGAUGCAGACAGCAAGCCGGCCUCUCUGCUGCGCCGAAGACUCAGCAGCAGUUCUUAGAGGAGCUGGAGUUUGAGCCGAGGAGGACCGUUGUUACAGGCUCAGGUGAACCUGGCCUCUGAUGGGAACUACGCACAGACUCAGAGGGGUCUGUUCUUUAUCAAACUCCUUCAGGGGACAGUCUACAGGAGACUGGACAAGCUGCAUGUCUACAGAACUCAUAUAUGUAUAUUUUUUACAAGAUAGUGUUCACACUAGACAACAUCGUGAAAAUGAAGUUGCCGUGGAGCUAAAACUAACAAAUGUAUUUUCUUAAUAAACUUAUUUUAUGCAAAAAAACA
Messenger RNA from Austrofundulus limnaeus, 1646 nucleotides. Its product is annotated as death-associated protein kinase 2. Gene Ontology annotation, cellular component: nucleus; cytoplasm. Lineage: Eukaryota; Metazoa; Chordata; Actinopteri; Cyprinodontiformes; Rivulidae. Bases 280 to 1365 code for a protein of 361 amino acids. Gene Ontology annotation, molecular function: protein serine/threonine kinase activity; ATP binding. The transcript is spliced from 12 exons. Gene Ontology annotation, biological process: intracellular signal transduction; positive regulation of apoptotic process; protein phosphorylation. The record is from RefSeq and is a predicted model, not a curated record.